UAUAUCAUUUUUGUUGUGAUUUCGGAGUGAUGAUACAAUCAAGAUAAUUACAGUAUUAUUGAAUUGUGACUAUAUUUUUUAUAAAAAUGACCCAAGGGAAGAUAGUUUUAAUGGCUUGUGGCAGCUUCAGCCCACCAACUUACAUGCAUUUGCGUAUGUUCGAGAUCGCCAGGGAUUACAUUCACACGCUGGGCCUGGGCACGGUAGUCGGAGGGAUAAUGUCGCCCGUGCACGACAAGUAUGGCAAGAAGGACUUGGUGGCUGCACAUCAUAGGAUAUCCAUGUUAAAGCUGGCGCUGCGCUCGUCGGCGUGGAUCAAGGUGUCGGAGUGGGAGACGCAGCAGGAGGGCUGGACGCGCACCCGGCUCUCGCUGCAGCACCACCAGGACACAAUCAACCAGCACCUGUCGUCGAACCGCAGCGACGCCCCCUCGUGGCUGCCCGACGACAUGCUCAACGUCAACAGCCUGGACGAGACCGACAACCGGGUCACUCUCAACGGCAACCAUGAGACUGUGACGGUUAAGCUACUGUGCGGAGCGGACCUGUUGGAGUCCUUCGCUACGCCCGGCUUGUGGUCUGAGGACGAUCUGGAGACGAUCGUGGGGCGGCACGGGCUGGUGGUGGUGAGCCGCGCGGGCAGCGCGCCCGACAAGUUCGUCUUCGACUCCGACAUGCUGUACAAAUAUAGAAGAAACAUAACCCUAGUAACAAAUUACAUAGCCAACGAAGUGAGCUCCACCGUGAUCCGGCGCCUGGUGCGGCGGCGAGAGAGCGCCAAGUAUCUCACGGAAGACGCCGUGCUCGCCUACAUCCGCCACCACAGCCUCUACGGCGCCGCGCUCACUGAGUAUUACAACGACCUCAACAGAUCCCCGCAAGACGUGCCCAUGACGUCGCCAGAGGAAACCAGCUUCAAGAACAUACUCAUAUCCCUUCGAGACAAGCCGUCUAUAGUUGACGAAACUCUCACUGUCAAGAGAAAGAAGUCCAACUAUCUCAUGCCGACCAUGACAGACUCCAUCAGCCCUAUAGUCGACAGGCCGCGACAAGCUUACGUCGACAAAGUCCCUGUCAACUACGUCCCGGGGAAAGCUGUCAAAAUUGUCAGCGAGGUAAGCGACUACAACUCUCUCGACAGCUACUUAACCAAAGACGAGUGCGAGUACGAACUUUAUAGGAGAAGGGUAAGUGAGGGAAAUGUGGACACUACUCUUAAAGUCGAACCGAAGAAACGAUGUACGUCCACCAUUCGUAAGUUGAAUAAACCGGAUAUUAAGAAGAGUAAGUCGGAGGUGAGUAAGUUGUGCGAUAAGGUGAAGAGUAUAAAGUUGAAAGACAAGGAGAGUAGGAAUUAUAAGACGCGCAGUUGCAACGAUAUUGUGAGGCUCAUUCUGACGAAGCAUGGUAUUCAUGUCAUUAGCGAUACUGAGGCUAUAGUUUAAUGCUACAAACGCACAAAUAUUUGUCUUAACUCUUUAAGUAUUAUAUGACUUAGGUGACCGAGUCAAAAUUCGAUCAUAAACUGCGAAGAGUAUGCUGCAAUAGUUGGCAAUUAUAUCUCGGCAAACAAUAUAAACUAGUGUUUCAAAGUGAAAGUAAUUUUAUUGUAUUGAUGGAUUGGUUGGUCGAGUCGAUGUUAUCCUGUAGGUCUAAAUGUAAUCCCUAUUUCAUAGUCAGUAUUGUGGUAUAACCAAACGUAAUAUGCAGCUUUAAUAAUAUUCAUGUCAAGUAUUAUGACACUUUAGAUACUGUAAUUUUUCAACGAAAUCUAAAUAAAUUGUACCGAUCCAACUGUGUCAAAUGUAUGUUUGCUUAGAGUAAAUGUAUAAGAUAAAUCCAGGAUUUACAAGAUUAGUAUUAACAAGAUGUUUCUUUUUGCAGUGGAUAAGAUAAAUUAAAACAAAAAAUAAUAUAUAUCUAUUCCUUUAAAGGAUAAUGUUCCCAAAAAAUACGCUUCGACAGAAUAUGAUAAAAGUACUAAACGUUUAAAAAUAAUGAUUGAAUAUAUUGAAUAAUAAAAUAUGCACAAUUUACCUUCGAAAUUCCAAAGUGUAUUUACCUCUAUAUGAUUUAAUUCUAAUAAUUAAUUGAUGUAUCUCCGUUUAAAAUUGAUGUAGAGUGCUAAGUUUCAUUUUCAUAGGUAAAAAAUAAAUAAUUGCAUUUUGUUUAUACCUAAUUAUUAAUACAGUAAAGAUCUUGUAGUAUGUUACUGCGAAAAAGGUAUAAUCCGUAUAAUACAUGCAGUAUAAUUACUUUACUGUAUGAAAAUAUCUUUAAUAUGUAUAUAAACCGCCUACGUUUGGCGCCAUACGAGUUUUACCUCAAUGUAUUACUUAUGUAGACUAUUUGUUAAAUAUUAGGUGCUCAAAUAAGCCAAGAUACCGUACAAGCAUUAGCACCAAAAAUACCCUUACAUUACAUUUCGUAUUAGCAAAAUGAUCGCUCAAUAUUCGGAUGAUAUACGUUAUAAUAUAAAUAUAUUUGUCAAUUGUCAAUAUCGUUUUUUGUAACUAAGUAAAAUUAAAAAUACAAAAAAAAUAUGUUUUAAUAAUUCAGUGUUUUACUUCUCCUGAAUCAUGCUUAAUAAAAAUACUCAUGAAAGGUAAAGUCGUGAGGCAAAUUAUGUACUUAUUCUGUUUAUACAACCUGCCCUGCGCGUAUUACUUCUAUGAAAACAACUCAAGUUAAUAAUUAUAGCCCUACCUACGAUAUGAUAUUGACAAAUAUCUCAAUAAGCAUCUUUCAAUCAAAGAGAGAACUUUUAGAUAAAUAUAUACAUUUAAUUGUUUAUAGUCUCCGUGACCCCUCUGUGAUAGAUUUUAUACAAUUAAGUCCUACCGUGGCACAAAAUGAUUUGAUAUCUACCUAUAGCCACUAUAAUAUAGCCACUAUAAUGUAACAGUUAGCCAAAUUAUUAUAUAACGUAGUGGUAAUUUUACUUCAACUUCCUACUUGUUUGCUUUAGUUUAUUUGUCUACUUAUUUACACGACGUGUAAUGUUUUAACAGAUUAUUUAUAUACAUACCUACAUUAUACAUAUUUAUGAAAUUGUGUACGAUUGAUGCGAUGAACAUACGUAUUAUAUUUGUUUAUUGUUGUGAUAAAAUUCAUAAGCUGUGUUGUAUUUAUAUCAGCGUUUAUAAUUCUAGACGUAUUAUGCAUGCUGUUUUUUGUGCUAUAAAGUGGUACUCUUCUGCAUUAUUUACAUAAUAUAAAGCGAACGUAAGUAUGUUUCCUAACUAUUAAAUAUGCAUAAGAUGUAUUUGCCUACUCUUCGAACUCAAAAUGUCUUCCAUUUUAACCCAUUUUCGUUUGUUGUAGCUUUUGAUAAAAAUAUGUUUGAGAAUUGUUGUUUUGAAACGUGGUAACGACAUGUUAGCAAUAGCAUCGCUGGCUUUUGACUGCUUGUGCUCACACUAAAGCGAUGGACGGUCUGUCCGGUCCCUGUCAUUAUCACGUAUAAACUUGGCUUGGAUGCCCAUACAUGAUAGCCCAUAGUGGAUGCCAUGCUUCGUCCACACUGUUGACUGAUCAUUGGUAAGGGCAUUACCUACAAGCCUCAACUUUUUUAAAUUUACCUACUCCUUAAAAAAACAUCUCAAAAUACUAAUACGUUCUAAAAUAAAAGGAGGCACACUGAAAGGUCAGAGGUCCUCGUUGCAACCGCUGUAUGUACGGAGAGCAUAUGUUGCUAACCCAAA
This is a messenger RNA of Leguminivora glycinivorella, 3704 nucleotides long. RefSeq names its product nicotinamide/nicotinic acid mononucleotide adenylyltransferase 1 (gene Nmnat). The coding region runs from base 87 to 1445 and encodes 452 amino acids. The transcript is spliced from 7 exons. Gene Ontology annotation, molecular function: nicotinamide-nucleotide adenylyltransferase activity; nicotinate-nucleotide adenylyltransferase activity. Lineage: Eukaryota; Metazoa; Arthropoda; Insecta; Lepidoptera; Tortricidae. Gene Ontology annotation, biological process: NAD+ biosynthetic process. The record is from RefSeq and is a predicted model, not a curated record.